AUGCCUUAUCCAAAAUACUGUCGCUGCUGGCUGGAUAACAUGAAGCGCGUGGUGGCGGUGUACAAGAAAGUCCUCGCGCACGCGCGGCAGAUCAGCGCAGGCGCCAAGAUCCGCGGCUUCGCGUCCAACGUGGCCAACUACAACCCGCUCUUCGCCUACCGCUGCCCGGCAUCAGAGAAAUGCCCGCUCGUGAAGAACCCGAGCACGGGCGAAAUCAACUACGACUCGAACCCUUGUAUCGACGAGAACCGGUUCACGUCGCUGAUGAAUGCGUACCUGGGAGCCUUGGGAUUGCCGACCAGGAAAAAACUGGGCAACUCUCCCGUGGAUCGCGAAUGCGACCCGCUGGACCAGCUGGGUGUGGAAGCCCUAGCUGACGCGCCCCGCGCUGGCCAAUGGUUCCAGGCAGAAUUCGCCAUGCUGGUUCGCAACGCCGGUCCGCCCUUCCCUGCUGCAACCAUGGACCUGAGCGGGAAGUGA
Molecule: messenger RNA, 480 nt
Organism: Closterium sp. NIES-65
Lineage: Eukaryota; Viridiplantae; Streptophyta; Zygnematophyceae; Desmidiales; Closteriaceae
Source: the annotation of a GenBank genome assembly